AUGAUCUACGACCCGGGCAGCUCCAAGUCUGGCCACAUCAUCGCCCAUACCAUGCUGCGGCGAAGGAGCCUCCUCUUCGGCGUCCUCGCCAUCGUCCUCAUCCUCCUUAUGUACCCCUUCAGCUCGACAUAUCUUCUCCCAGCAGCCGAGUUGAGUCCAUCCGAACCUCUGGCACCAGAGCCAGAGCCUCAAGUAGCCUCUUCACCAAACACCUCACCAUACGAGCUACUCAACCGCCCCAUCUCGUCUGAUAGAACCUCCAUCCCAAAGAUUAUCCACCAAACAUGGUUUCCGGCGGGCACGAACAUGUCCGAGUCGGCGCAGCAAUGGGUGGCCACUGUUAAGGCCAAGAACCCGGACUGGGAGUAUGUGCUCUGGGACGACGAGUCAGACGAGCUCCUCGUCAAGAAGUAUUUCCCGUGGUUUCUCGAGACGUAUAGGCAGUUGCCGCAGGAGAUCAAUCGCGCCGACAUGGUGCGGAAUUUCUACAUGUAUCUUUUUGGGGGAAUGUACCUCGACGUCGACACAGAGGCCCUCCGCCCCAUCAACUCACUAUUCGUUUCUCACGACGUGCACCUAAGGCCCCACAAGGAAGUGUACUCUGAAGACCACGCCCCGGAUUCAAGGUCCGUCCAGCGCGCCUUCAUGGGCCGCAUGGCGCACACUCUCGACCCCGAAGGGCUCGGCGCAAUCCCCAACGGCUGGAUGGCCUCGCCCCCAGGGCACCCCUUCUGGCUGCUCCCGGUCCUCAACGUGCUCGAGAACCCAAAGGGCGACGGCAGCGUCGAGGGCAUGACAGGCCCUGGGAUUCUAGGCCCAAUAAUUAAACAAUACUACGGUAAUGGACGGCAGUCGCUCCGUCGACAGCUGUGUCAUCGCGUCCAGAGCGUGCAGCCGAGCUGGGACCUGUAUUGCCCGCAGUAUAGCAUGGAGGAUAUCCCUGCGAGCGAGAGCUUGAAACACUCGCUUAUCCUGCUGCCCCGGGAGCAGAUCUACCCGUAUAGCUGGGUGGACAAUGGCGAUGUAAAGGCAUGUCUGGGGGCAAAGUCGAAUCCAAAAUUCGACCCAGAGGAGUGUAAGCAGCGGAUGGAUGUGGAUGCGUGGCCGAGUUACUUCAUUACAUAUUGUACGCAUACGUGGUAA
Messenger RNA from Aspergillus puulaauensis, 1143 nucleotides. Its product is annotated as glycosyltransferase family 32 protein. The coding region runs from base 1 to 1143 and encodes 380 amino acids. Gene Ontology annotation, biological process: mannosyl-inositol phosphorylceramide biosynthetic process. The record is from RefSeq and is a predicted model, not a curated record. The transcript is spliced from 2 exons. Lineage: Eukaryota; Fungi; Ascomycota; Eurotiomycetes; Eurotiales; Aspergillaceae. Gene Ontology annotation, molecular function: mannosyltransferase activity.